This is a messenger RNA of Humulus lupulus (European hop), 819 nucleotides long. Its product is annotated as protein LIKE COV 1-like. The transcript has 6 exons. The coding region runs from base 1 to 819 and encodes 272 amino acids. NCBI's taxonomy places the organism in Eukaryota, Viridiplantae, Streptophyta, Magnoliopsida, Rosales, Cannabaceae. Gene Ontology annotation, cellular component: Golgi apparatus. The record is from RefSeq and is a predicted model, not a curated record.
AUGGGGACGAGGGAGAGAGAUGGUGAUGAAGAGCUCCUCCUUGUACCAGUUGGUGGUGGAGGAGGAGGAGCAGCCUCUCUACCUCCUCCUCCUCCCAUUUCCCAUAUUCACUCUGGUCAUGAGGCAUUUUCUAAAGUGAUUCGCAGCUGGGCUUCGAAGAAGUUUAUGACAGGAUGUGUCAUACUUCUUCCAAUGGCUAUCACAUUCUAUGUAACAUGGGGUUUCAUCCACUUUGUCGAUGGUUUCUUCUCUCCAAUCUACAAUGAACUGGGCAUCAAUAUUUUCGGUCUGGGAUUUGUUACCUCCAUCACCUUCAUCUUUUUGGUUGGAGUUUUCAUGUCAUCCUGGUUGGGAGCUUCGGUUCUUACUCUCGGUGAAUGGUUCAUCAAGAAAAUGCCUCUUGUGAGCUAUAUUUAUGCUGCAUCAAAGCAAAUAAGUGCAGCAAUAUCGCCAGACCAGAGCUCUAAUGCUUUCAAGGAAGUGGCUAUUAUAAAACAUCCACGUAUUGGGGAGUAUGCAUUUGGAUUCAUUACUUCUAGUAUAGUUGCUCUUCAGAGGAGCCUAGGCGAAGAACAACUCUGCUGUGUUUAUGUGCCUUCGAACCACCUCUAUAUUGGAGACAUAUUUCUUAUUAACUCCAAUGAUGUUCUCAGGCCCAAUCUGUCCGUACGAGAAGGGAUUGAAAUUGUUAUCUCUGGGGGUUUGUCAAUACCCCAAAUAUUGACUACAAUGGAUGCACCACAAGCCAUCCCAGGUGGAAGAAUUGGCAAAGCUCGGAGCAUCAGUAGUAUAGCUGUGAGUAUGGUUGUGAAACAGUAA